Messenger RNA from Aplysia californica (California sea hare), 1398 nucleotides. RefSeq names its product TLC domain-containing protein 2. Lineage: Eukaryota; Metazoa; Mollusca; Gastropoda; Aplysiida; Aplysiidae. The record is from RefSeq and is a predicted model, not a curated record. The coding region runs from base 39 to 956 and encodes 305 amino acids. Gene Ontology annotation, cellular component: plasma membrane. The transcript has 4 exons. Gene Ontology annotation, biological process: membrane assembly; regulation of membrane lipid distribution; plasma membrane organization.
UGGCGACGGAAAACGAAACUGUAGCGCACCAUCCAAAAAUGACGGAGGCGAAAGAGCCUGAUUUUUCUGCAAUGAGAGAUGAUAUUGAAUUGAGACAUGGAGUAUAUUUCUUGUUUGCUUCUAUGUUAUUCUUUCAACUUGUGAAUUGGAUCUUAAAAUCAAAAGGACCUCCUAAAACGCUGAAAGAAGAUGAAUGGAAGUGGCGAAACUUGUAUGUUUCUUGGGUUCAUGCCCUCAUCAUUUCGAUCUGGUGCUCAGUCAGCUUGCUGGCCUACCCGGAGUUGUUCCAGAAUCUGCUGCAGCACAUCAACUACUUCACCUACUUCUGUGUGUGCCUGGCCACGGGCUACUUCUUUUAUGACUUUUUGGAUCUGAUCGUCAACAACAAGCUGUUCAAGAUGUGGGAAGUCUCUCUUCAUCACAUAGCAGUGGGAGGCAUGUUCUUCUACAACGUCAUGCUGAGGGGCAUGAUCGGCUUCAACGUGGUUGCCAUUGCCGUGGAGAUCAACUCCUUGUUCCUGCACUGGCGCAAGCUGCUUCAGAUGGUGCAGACCCCGUACCAAAGCCGGCACUACCUGCUGAUCAAGUACCUCAACCUGCUCUCGUUCAUCGUGUUCCGAUUCGGCGUCCUCGCCCUCAUCACCUCGUCCAUCUUCGUGUGGUCGCACAAGGUGACCACGCACUACCUGGUCCUCAUCUCCCUGUCCAUGCUGUUCAUGGACGUGCUCAACGCCAUCCUCUUCUGGAGGCUCUUCAAGAGCGACGUCCUCCGCGGGCCCUCGGGCGGCCAGGUCCACCCGCUGGUGACGCUCCAGCGCGAUUGGUCGAUCAUCCUGUGGGGGGUGCCACCCUCGUCUCAGUCACACCACCGCAACGGCUACACGAAAGUGGAGGCCGCUGCUCCGUCGGCCAACAACAAUGUGCCGGAGCACGUGAAGGGAAGGAAGGAGGACUGACAACUAGCCAUGGAUUAGGUCCUCUUGUCUCAGCCUCAAGUGUCCACUAGAGCUUUCGGUUGUUUGCGGUAAAGAAUUCUCGGGACUGUUGAGCCAUAUAUAUAGGAAACAGGUUUUCAAAGUUUUCCUGGUUUGGCGUUUGGGUUUUGUUACUGCUUUGUGUCUGACUUGGUUGGUGUUGUGUUGCCAAGGACAUUGUGGGAUUUUCAUAUUGGCAAUACAGCUCUCAAGUCACAUGUCUGCUUUCUCUUUUCCUGCACCAUAAUGUGGUUAGGAAUCUUGUGGAAAGCAUUCAUGUGGAAUGUCAUUCAUAAAGUUUUCAUUCCAUCUUAAGACCAAAACAGGUGGCCGUGCUGAGAAUAUUCCUGAUAGUCAGACGUUUGGGCUCUUUUAUGGCUGUGGUUGGCAAUCAUGGACAAUUAGAUGUUGGAAAUUGUACCCC